GUUAUUAAGUAGCAUCUCUAAACUACAUUGAUUAUUUCCUUCUUACUUUAAAGGUGCAGUGUGUACAUUUUAGCGGCAUCUAGUGGUGAGGUUGCGGAUUGCAACCAACGGCUCAGUCCACUGCUCACCUCUUGCUUUUGAAACACAUAGAGAAGCUACGGUAGCUGCCACCGGACAAACAUGUCAUUGUUGGAGACAACUUAGUAAAAAAGUUUGUCCGUUAAGGGCUUCUGUAGAAACAUGGCGACUUCCAUGUAAGGGAACCCUCUGUGUAUGUAGAUAAAAACGUCUCAUUCUAAGGUAAUAAACACAUAACGGUUUAUUAUGAAAGGUUUUUAUACACCCCUGAUAAUAUAGUUUUGUAUAUUAUUUUGCAUUUCUGUCAAGAGAUCCUUUUAAAAAAUACACACUGCACCUUUAAGGAGUCCUUGCAAAAAUCUUUGCAAAUAUAGCAGUACAGAAAGGUUGCUGCAUGUUCAGGAUAUGUUUUUUAUUUUAUUUUUUUAGCAUGUUGGAAUGCUGUACUUGUCACCGAACAAGUUUAAUUGUUUAAAAGGGUUUUGCAUUCUUCAUACCACAAACGUGUUUCCAGUUAGCCACUUUACCAUGUUACUGUAAAAAGACAGUAGACUCAGUUUUUUUGGACUGUAACUUGUAAUUACAAGUAUCUUAAAAAAACUUAGUGCUAUACACCAAAAAAGCAAGUGUAGAUGGUUUUAUGCCAUGUCUGUCUAUCUAACACUAAAGAAUGUCUGUAAAACGUCUCUGAAUGCUGAUGACUUUAAAAAUGAAAAAAAAGCAUUCAAGGAAAUUGUUGCAAUGAACUAAUAAUGAUUAUAUAAAUUGCUUGGAAUGCAAAAUACAACUUACAUAAAUGUGUGAAAAUAUAAAUUAUAGAUGCUAAAACUGUCAAAUGAGUUUAUAAACUGUUAAAUAACAUUUGCAACACAUCAAGAUUAAAAAUAUUUACACAGCUAAUCUUGUGAUAAACCAUCAGCCGUGUAGUAUUCUGCCAAAUUCUCAAGAAAGGAAAGAAAAUAACAGCAUUCAUUUUUAAAUGGUGCCGAUCGCGAGAUAUAAGUAACACUGAGCAGUUCAAAGCAUUAGGAGCGGACAUUAGAGCUUUUUAAGGAAGAAAACAUUUUCCAAAUGCUUUUAAGUCCCAUGUAGCACAAGAUCAGAUAAUGGAAGAGACAUUUCAUUGGCCGUGAAAUACGUCUUAAGCGUGGUAGCUACCACUCCCACAAUCCCAUGUGAGAUCCAAGAAUUGCGUUUUGAGGUACGUGUCUUUCAUAUAUAAUUUGACAGAGGAUUUUUACACAGGAUCCCUCUUUUCCUGUGACCAGAACAAACCACUCCCAGCGCUUGAGGUUUUUCUGGUCUUGGCACUGUCUGAGUCAUAAUAAUACGUUAUAAAGAGUUCAACUUAUGUCUUCCAGGACUGAUCAUUCAGAAGCUACUGUGGUCUGGAGAGGAAAGAUGCAGGUUUUGCUCUACCUAGUUUCUGUCUUUGGUCUUUUUGGACAGUAUCGUCUGACACCUUUACCACAUCCAGAUGAUGAAUCGGUUCUUCCAACAAAACCUGAUCAGAAUGACCUGUCAUUGGCUACUAAGUACCUGGAGCAAUUUUACAGUUUCAAAGCCGAUCCCAUGGGCCGCAGGAGGCGGAGUCGCCCCUCGUUCUCAUCCAAACUGAAGGACAUGCAGAGCUUUUUUGGACUUAAUAGAACGGGAACCUUAAAUCCAGAGACUUUAGCUGUGAUCAGAACCCCGAGAUGCGGCGUCUCUGAUGUGGAGGACUACAGUCAUAGACGUGGAAACAGAUGGAAGAGAAACCUCAUCACUUAUGGUGUUGGGAGGUAUACCAGUCACUUACCUGUGAACACAGUGGACUCUCUGAUCGCGUCGGCUCUGGAUGUAUGGGCGAAGGCCAGUCCCCUUUCUUUCCUCAGAUCAUAUUCGCACCAGGCAGACAUCAUGGUGGAGUUUUUUAGAAACGACCAUGGCGACUCCUUUCCCUUUGAUGGUCCAGAAGGCACCCUUGCCCAUGCUUAUGGGCCAGGUGAGGGCAUCGGUGGGGAUGUUCACUUUGAUGAAGCUGAAGCAUGGACUGCAGGGCCUAAAGGGUUUAACUUGUAUAUAGUAGCUGCGCAUGAGUUUGGUCACGCACUGGGUUUGAAACACUCACAAAACCCAGAAUCGGUGAUGUACCCGACAUACAAACAACGAAAAACACAUAAUCUGCUUUCCAGUGAGGAUAUUGUAAAUAUCAACACACUAUAUGGUCCAAGGAACAAAAGUCCCUCUCCAUCUUUAAGAUUCAACUGGAACAAUCCCAGUAAUCCCUGGUACAGUGGUUCUUUUUUCCCUGUAUCAUUGAAGGAAAUAUGUAAUCCGGACUUGACUUUUGAUGCUGUCACAACUGUAGGAGAAGCUCUGUUCUUUUUUAGAGACAAGUACUUGUGGAUAAAACACAAUAACCAAAAUGAUAUAAAAGAAGGUCCCAUCAGCAAUUUUAUGCCAAAUAUUGAUCGCCAGAUUGAUGCUGCUUAUUGGGUGCCACAGCGAGCAACAGCUUAUCUGUUCAACGGAACCAUUUUCUGGACUGUCAAAGGAUCGCAAGUAAAAGGCAGAGCCAGAAACAUCAAGAGUUUUGGGUUCCCAUCAUGGGUCCAGCAGAUAGAUGCAGCCGUCCACAUUCACAGAACUGCACACACUUUGUUUUUUACUCAACACUUGUACUGGAGGUAUAAUGAACACUUCAAGUCUAUGAAUGACUCAAGCCCACGUAACAUUUCUGAGGAUUUCCCAGGAAUAAAUGGACCAAUAAGUGCAGCAAUUUAUAAAGAUGGGUCGCUUCAUUUCUUUGUUGGCUCGGAUGUGUACAAAUAUGACAUCAAACAAAAGGAAAUUAUUGGGGCAGAAAAAACAACAUCUUGGUUUGGAUGUUAAUAGACAAUCAUUUGAAAAACCUUAUUUUGAAGGCCAGUGUGUCAUUGUUCUGUUAAAUUACAAAUGUUCUGUGCAGAGAACAUUCAACGAUUCUUCACUAAACUGAAUGCAAGCACCGUGGCUCUUUAAAAACAUCAGUCUGAUAUGAAGCAUCUGACUCAAAUGGCUUCUGGCUCGACCAAUGGCGUGAGUUCAGGGCAGGAAUCCAGCGACAGUGGAUGGGCGAGGCAGUGUUUUGGAAACCAGUCUCAAAACAAUCAUUGUUUUUGGAGGUCUGUUUGGUGCAACAAGCUUUUAAUGAAUAUGUAAUAAAAAUGUAAACCUGCAUGUCAUGUUUGCAUUUCACCAGAAAACUGAAUCUACUGUGUGUAAUGUCUUUGGAAUGUGGAUAUGCAAAUAUAAUAGGGUGUAGAUUAAAUUAUUUUUCAGAAGACAUGUGUGACUUUUGACAAUAUUGGAGUAAAAAAAUAGAUGGUUUUGUCCUUGACAUAUACAAGUAUGAAAUGUGUGCCUGGAACUUUCUUUGCCUCCUCAAAUGAAGUUUUAUGCAGCGUGUGGGAUUAUUGGUAUAACCAGCUGUCUAUGCAUCCCACUUAUGACAUGGCUACUUGCCACGUGAGUAAAUAAUUGGACACGAAACAUGGAUUUGAAAUAUUUUAUUUGCUCAUUUGUGACGCGCAAACCUUCCACGAGAAAAUUUUUUUCCCAUUAGCUUUAAGCCAAGACGUGAAGUUCAAAACAAAAAUAUGCACUAUAGAUACACUUAGCAAUAGAUGCUAACUGAAAAUAUAGAGAGAGUUUAAAAUUUAAAAAUGAUCACAUUUGCAAUGUGCAAAAGCAG
Molecule: messenger RNA, 3793 nt
Organism: Misgurnus anguillicaudatus (oriental weatherfish)
Lineage: Eukaryota; Metazoa; Chordata; Actinopteri; Cypriniformes; Cobitidae
Product: matrix metalloproteinase-20
Biological process (GO): proteolysis; extracellular matrix organization; collagen catabolic process
Cellular component (GO): extracellular matrix
Molecular function (GO): zinc ion binding; metalloendopeptidase activity
Source: RefSeq, a predicted model, not a curated record